Messenger RNA from Scleropages formosus (Asian bonytongue), 2747 nucleotides. It is a transcript of the gene il12ba, whose product is annotated as interleukin 12Ba. The record is from RefSeq and is a predicted model, not a curated record. NCBI's taxonomy places the organism in Eukaryota, Metazoa, Chordata, Actinopteri, Osteoglossiformes, Osteoglossidae. Bases 101 to 961 code for a protein of 286 amino acids. The transcript has 3 exons. Gene Ontology annotation, molecular function: protein binding.
UACCCCGAAACGACGCGGUAAAAAUUACCCAGCGCGGCCAAUGGGUAAGUAAUUGUAAGCAGCUCGGUAGAGAAACCCUGGAGCAAAGUGCAGCUGCAUAAUGUCUAGUAGUAAUAGUCACAUAAGGGGCCCUGCUAAUGCGCUUUUGAAUAAAAUAAUAAACCUGAUCUUCCGCAUUGUCCCGCUCUCCCUCGGCGGCGCGACCGUCACUGCCUCGGCCCUCGAGAAAGCGUCCCGACGCGCUCAACAAACCCCGCAGAAGGGGCCUCUCGGGCAGCUGCCACCCACAAGCCCGUUUUGGCUCCCCUGCAGAGCAGUAAAAAUUGCUCUGGGACGCAACCAGCCCCUGAAGAGGGACAAGCCCAAAUGGAAGAGUGACUACCCCAUGACGGACGGACAGCUGCGCAGCAAGCGUGAUGAGUUCUGGGACACGGCGCCCGCGUUCGAGGGCCGCAAAGAGAUCUGGGAUGCGCUCAGGGCCGCGGCGCACGCCUUCGAGAGCAACGACCACGAGCUGGCGCAGGCCAUCAUCGACGGAGCCAGUAUAACGCUGCCGCACGGCGCCCUGACGGAGUGCUAUGACGAGCUUGGGAACCGCUACCAGCUGCCCGUGUACUGCCUGUCGCCGCCCGUCAACAUGAUCGAGGAGAAGAGCGACUCGGAGAUGCCGGAUAUGCCAGAGGCGGCGCCCACUUCCGGACACGAGUGCCAGCUGAGGUUGCGCCUCUCCACGGGCAAGGACCUGCGGCUCACUGUGCGCACCUCCGACUCGGUGCAGCACAUGAAGCGGCGCCUGCAGGCCGAGGAGGGCGUGGCGCCCGCCAGCCAGCGCUGGUUCUUUUCGGGCCGCCCGCUCACGGACAAAAUGAGGCUUGAGGAGCUGAAGAUUCCCAGGGACUACGUGGUACAAGUGAUCAUCAGCCAGCCGCCGCCACAAACCCCCCCGCCCGUGGAGAACUAGCACCCAAGCUGGGCCCAGGAAAAGGCCCAAAUGAAUCGGACUCAGUAUUAAUCUUAUUGCUACGGUUGUUCGUACGGCCUUUUCGAGUUUUGCUCUCGUUUUUCUGUUGCCUUCCCCCUUUUCUUAUAUUUCGUUUCACUCCUCGAGCAAAAGCGCUCACCUGUAUACGCAACUUGCUGUCACUGCCCGGAUCCAGGCCCCCAUGGGAACCAAAUGGAACCCCUCGUUCAGGCACCGGGUGGGAGGAGCCAGUCAACUGUGGAGCGGAGAAGACUUGAGUGAUCGCUGCUGGCUUCUUGCCUGCUCGCAGAAAACCAUUUGUUCUUUGUUUCUUUGUGGUUGUGUUUUUAUACAGAAAACCGAACAACCAAAAAGACUGGGGAAAACGGAGAUGAUUACAAAAACGGUUAUUGGCGGCAACAACACGGAGUUUCUAAUGCUUUGAUAUUUUUUCACCUUCCAGAUUAUAGUGUGUAAGGAAAAACUGAUUUUGCUCUCUUUCUUAAGAUUUUGUUUGAAUUGAAGCUUCCUUUGAAUGGUGGAUGAGGGUUGCCUUUGCUGAAGAUGAAAUUUAUAGCACAAAUGGAACAAUCGAGGUCCAAGGCCUUUUUAUCAGAGGAGACAUUUCUAUCUGCAAAAAAAAUUCCAGAUGUACAAAAUUUGUUUUUAAACCUUUGCAGUAUGGUGGAUUGUUUUUUUCCAAACGUUCACACAUUUUAAUAUAUAAGACGUCUUAUAAAAUGUUCAGAGAAUCUAGAAUGUUUAAGAGCAAUCUUUGAUUGUAUGGCUGUUCUUAAGGGUGAUUCAAAUUGCAAGUACUACUAGUUUGCUCACUUCAUGGUUUUCUAACUAAUUUGCCUAGAAAAUACACGUUCAGAUUUCUAUAAGGCGUAAUAACUAAUAGUAUAGGUAAACCAAUACCAUAUUUUAAACAAUUUUUUUCAAUAUUCUUAAAAUACCUCCAUCCACAGUAGACAGGGAUUGUUUUUAUUAAAAAUAAAUCCGUAAAUAACGAAGAACAAAACAUUUUUGGUUGUAUAUGGGUGGGUUUGUGUGUCAAAGAGGACUGGAGUAUGAAAUUGGCACAUAUAUGGUAUUGAUUUAUGGCAUUGAUGAACUUGGUGUGAAUAUGUAGAGAGGUAACUGCUACAAAGUGGUAUUCAUAUUGGCCUAGAAUGCACAGCCAGCGAGUUGGCGAGGUGGUAACGGCAUCACAGAUCAUCUCUGCUGCGAAUGUAGUUGUUCAGAUGGAAACUUGUUACCGUUCCCCUUGUAUGUCUGUAUUUUUAUUCUCAAGUCACGUUUUAAAGUGUCUCGAUAAAGUGUGUGCUCAAAGGGGAUUGUUUUAUUCUUAAAUUGCAUACUUUAAACGAGUGAACAAUUUAAAUUGUCAAAUUUGAGUUUUUUUUUUUUCCCCCCAUGUUCAGUUAUGAAUGUGCAGGUCUUCAGUAAAUACAUCUACCUUUUUGGGUUUUUUCCAUUUAAACAUUGGCAAUUUGUGCUUUUUUUUUUUCUGUUUUCCUACAAUCAAGUUGUUUUUUUCCCUCCCAUCACUUGAAGACAAUGAUACAAAUGAAGAGAAUCACAUGCAUGAUGUGCCUUGAGCAGUGGAGAAUAAAUACUGUGAGACAGUUGGACUGGCUCAAACUAAUUAAAGUUUGCGUGAGCUUUUUUUAAAAAAAAAAAAUUGUCGUUUCUGAGCCCUUCUGUCACCAAGACUGUGGUUUUGAGUGUGAUCCGUAGGCACCAGCCCUGCGGUCAAGGUCUUUGCAUCACCUGUAAAGGA